Molecule: messenger RNA, 1744 nt
Organism: Dioscorea cayenensis subsp. rotundata (Guinea yam)
Lineage: Eukaryota; Viridiplantae; Streptophyta; Magnoliopsida; Dioscoreales; Dioscoreaceae
Product: NASP-related protein sim3-like
Biological process (GO): DNA replication-dependent chromatin assembly; CENP-A containing chromatin assembly
Cellular component (GO): nucleoplasm
Molecular function (GO): histone binding
Source: RefSeq, a predicted model, not a curated record
CUCCCCUGUCUCCUCCGCAGCAUAUCCUUCGACCAUCGGAGGAAGGUGUGAAGGUUUUGAAGGCUGCCCACCCCACUAUGUCCAUGGCCUUUUCCGCUUCUUCUGACCAAUCCCCUGCUCCUCCUGACUCAUCUCUCAUUGCUCAAGAGAACAAGGAUGGACCCGUGACUUCCAAGGAAGCCCCAGCACCGUCGGAAGACAAGAGUCUUCUGGCAGAUGAACCCUCGGAGAAAACUCUGGAGCUUGCCGCUGAGUUGUUCGAUCAGGGAUCCAAGGCCAUAGAGGAUGGGGAUUUUGUUGAAGCGGUCGAUUGCCUCAGCCGUGCCCUUGAAAUCAGAGUUGCACAUUAUGGAGAGCUUGCUCCAGAAUGUGCCAACACCUACUACAAGUAUGGAUAUGCUCUGUUAUUUAAGGCGCGGGAGGAAGCUGAUCCACUUGGUGAUGUGCCUAAGAACACUCAAAAGAAUGCUGAGAGUACUGAAUCCAUUAUAAGUGCAGAAGAAAGUGCAUAUCUGAAGGUUUCUACUACUGAUAACAAAAAAGAUUGUGCCUCCACAAACAAUGUUGAGUCAGGAGAAGGGUCUGGUGAGAGGGAUGAGGAAAAUAAUGAGCAAAGUGAUGGCGAGGAGUGUGUGGACGCAGAUGAAGAUGAAUCGGAUCUGGAUCUAUCAUGGAAAAUGCUAGAUGUCGCCAGGGCAAUUGUUGAGAAGCGGCCAGAAGAUACAAUUGAAAAAGUAAAUAUUUUGGCUGCUCUUGGUGAGGUGUCCAUGGAAAGAGGUUGGUUGAGGGAUAUUGAGACUUCCUUGAAUGAUUAUUUGAAGGCUCUUUCCAUUCUGAGACGAUUAGUUGAAGUGGACAACCGACGUGUUAUUGAAUUAAAUUUUAGGAUAUGCUUGGUCCUGGAAGUGGGUUCAAAGGUUCAGGAGGCUAUACCUUAUUGCCGGGAAGCUAUUAAACUAUGCCACUCUCGUUUAGGACGGCUCAAGGAGGAAGGCAUGAACACUGACGACUCUCUAGUAAAUGUUUUCAAUGCCCAUCCUGAGAGCUCUAAAAGUGGCGAUCAAUCACAAGGUGUUUGCCACCAUGCAGAAGAGAUAAAGGUGCUAAGUGGCAUCUUGAGCGAGCUUGAGAAGAAGCUGGAGGAUCUGCAACAAGCUGUGGUUAACCCAAAGUCCAUAUUCUCUGAAGUUAUGAAGAUGGUUGCUUCAAAGUCCACAUCUAGCUCGAUGGAUUUCCCUGACAGAGAAUCUGAAUCAUUAUCAUUAAACUCUUCACAAAAGGGUGUUGUUAGUGGUGAUUUUGAUUCCCCUACAAUAUCUUCAGCUGGUACAAAUGGUUCUGUUACACAUCUUGGUGUUGUUGGCAGAGGUGUAAAGCGAGCCGUGGUUCACCCGAUAGUUGGUGAAUCUUCACAUAAGAAACCCUCUUUGGACUUGCCUGCAGAGAAGACUGACAGUGGCAACAUUUCAGAGUUGGUUGAUUCAUCUGGCUGCUCAAAUCAUGAAUCAUCCAUAAAUUAGGCUAUAAUCUGUCAUUUUUCUUGUGGUGUCUGUUUGUAGUUAGUUUUCAUUAGGAUAUGCUGGCUGUUGUCUGUGCUUUUUUAUGAAAAUUCCAAAGCUAUAUCACAGAGCAUAAUUCUCAUGUUCUUAUGUUGCUGUAUUCACCAGUUGAAUUCUCUAACGGAACUCACUCUAGCAAGGAUUUCAAUGCUGUGAAUCCAGUGAUCACAAUGUUUGCUGAUUUA